This is a messenger RNA of Gambusia affinis (western mosquitofish), 3430 nucleotides long. It is a transcript of the gene mpp2a, whose product is annotated as MAGUK p55 scaffold protein 2a. Gene Ontology annotation, molecular function: protein binding. The transcript has 14 exons. The record is from RefSeq and is a predicted model, not a curated record. Gene Ontology annotation, cellular component: cell-cell junction; plasma membrane. NCBI's taxonomy places the organism in Eukaryota, Metazoa, Chordata, Actinopteri, Cyprinodontiformes, Poeciliidae. The coding region runs from base 311 to 1972 and encodes 553 amino acids.
UGUCAGCAGAGGGAGGGGCUCUCUGGGGCUCCAUUAAUUCAGCAGUGCAACAAAUGCAAUGUUGAGGCUAAUGUUGUUGCGAGGGGCGAACAGCUCGGUGCGCCUCAUGCCGUGGAGAAAAGCUUUGCGUUUUACCGUCAGAUGUCCAAAUAUUUUAUUUUGAAGUUUCACGGAAGUUGCGGCUAUUUUUCGGUCAAAUUGACACAGUCGCGGUUCUUAACGUCGACAACGAGCAAGACAACAACAAGACACGCACGAGACCUCCAGCCAGCGGGAAGCCUGUCUCAUAAAGAUUGACUGAAGUUCUGCCAUGCCUGUGGCCUCCACCAGGACAGAGCCUGCUCCCCAGGUGUUGGACGCAAUGAGUGACAGCACCACCAGCUCCACCAUCGCCAACGACCUGGACCUCAUCUACCUCAAAGGCAUUAUGGAAAGCCCUUUGGAGCAGGAGGAGAGCCCCAAGGAGCCGCGGCUGUCGCCAGUGAGUGAGAACAACGUGGAGCUCCUGCAGGAGAUCCUCAGGGAUCUGGACCCGUUCACACAGCGCUCUGACGCCGCCGCUGAGCUGGCCUGCAUCCUCACACAGCCUCACUUCCAGUCUUUACUGGAGACUCAUGAUUCAGUGGCCUCCCAGGCAUGCGAGAGCGAGCCUCCCAGCCCGUGUGACUGUGUUGAUCAUGAACAGGAAGACAGCCAGACGACCAACCCGGCCCUGCCCUCUGAUGCCAUACGCAUGGUUGGCAUACGCAAAGUAGCCGGGGAACAUCUGGGUGUGACGUUCAAAGUGGAAGGUGGAGAGCUGGUGAUCGCCCGCAUCCUCCAUGGAGGGAUUAUAGACCAGCAAGGCCUCCUGCAUGUUGGUGACAUCAUCAAAGAGGUGAACGGGCGAGAUGUGAGCCAGGACCCCAGGGUGCUGCUGGAGGAGCUACAAGCAGCCAGUGGCAUUGUGGUUCUGAAGAUUCUGCCCAGCUACCAUGAGACCAUUCCACCAAGACAGGUGUUUUUCAAGUGUCACUAUGACUACGACCCAGCCAAUGACACCCUGAUUCCUUGUAAGGAAGCAGCCUUAAGGUUUGAGACAGGAGACAUCCUUCAGAUAGUCAACCAAGAUGAUGUCAACUGGUGGCAGGGCCGACAUGUGGAGGGUGGAAGUACAGGGCUGAUCCCCAGUCAGAUGUUGGAGGAGAAAAGAAAAGCUUUUGUGAAGAAGGAUGUGGAGUUGGCACCUGCAGGAAAUCUUUGCACUGGUCUUGGAGUGAAGAAGAAGAAGAAGAUGAUGUAUGUGACCACAAAAAAUGCAGAGUUUGACAGACAUGAAAUCCUGCUGUAUGAGGAGGUGGCCAAGGUCCCACCAUUCAAAAGAAAAACUCUGGUUUUAAUUGGAGCUCAGGGCGUUGGGAGGCGGAGACUAAAGGCCAAGCUGCUGCUGAGGGAUCCGCAGCUCUUCGGUACCACCAUCCCAUACACCUCCAGAAAGCCUAAAAAGGGAGAACGUGAGAGUCGGAUGUACGCUUUCACAAGCCGCAACAAGAUGGAGGCUGACAUCAAGAAUGGCCGUUAUCUUGAAUAUGGAGAAUAUGAAGGCAACUUGUACGGUUUAAAGAUUGACUCCAUCCACGAGGUGGCGGAGGCGGGACGCGUCUGCAUCCUGGACGCCAACCCACAGUCUCUCAAAGUGCUGCGGACCUCGGAGUUCUUGCCCUACGUGGUUUUCCUGCAAUCUCCUGACUUUGAGGUGCUCAAGGCGAUGAAUCACUCGGCUGUAGAGGCUGGGGUGGUCACAAAGGCCCUGACAGAUGAAGAGCUGCAGAGGACAUGUGACGAGAGUGCUAAAAUCCAGGCCGCCUUUGGUCACUUCUUUGACCUCAUCAUCGUCAAUGAGAACCUUGAUGAGACUUAUCGCACCGUCAAAGCGGCUCUGGAAACAGUUUCCAAAAACCCACAGUGGGUCCCAGUCACUUGGGUGUUCUAAGACCUGAGAACUCUGCCCACAUGUUUCAAUCCUCAAGACUCAUGUUUUCAUCAGUGUCAACAGACAUCUGGCAUAUCCUGGACCACAGCUGGAACUGUGUGUGUAAAGUGUGUGUAGAAUAAAACUGUCACGAUGUGAGGACUCAGCAUCCUUUGGUGCAAUACUUCUUGCAGAACGUAGUGUGUUGGAUGGUAGCGGCCCGGCUGGCUUCAGGUGCACUAAAGUCUCAAAAGGUUGUUGGAUGAUUUGAAGUUUUCUCAGAAAGACUCUGUGCAUGCACAUGUAUGCGUCUGUGACCCUGAGGACUUCAGAACUUUCUAUUUUUACAUUUUACUUGCAAACUUCAGACAUUUUUUUUUCCCUUUGGUUACCUAUCAUAAAGGAGGUCAGACCUUUUGGGGUCAAAAUGUGCCAAGAGAUUUAUUUCAGCCAAAAAACGGAUCCUGCCAACUAAUAUCAAAUAUUUUCUACUUUCUGUUAACGUACAAAUUGGUUGGACAUUCAUACACAAUAAUGCACCAGACUAACCCCGGCUUAUUUACCAUAAAUCAUGUGUUGCUCCAUCAAUCUCCACCAUAAAUUCCAAAAUGGCUGCCGCUCAUGUGAACUACAGCCUUAGCAGCUGCAAUAGGCUUUUAUUGAACAAUCAUUAGGUUUUUAGCUCGCUAAGUCAGACAAGCAACAUCUGGUGGUGAACAUGUUGGUGCAGUGAUUAUACAAAACACAGAGAAGCACGACAUUAUGCUAACUGAGUGUAGCAGCUAGCGUAUCCCUCUGGUUAGCACCCCUUCACAGGCCUUCCACGCCUCAGCGGAUCAGGGUUGUUUUGUUAGGAAAAGCUGGUAGUCAGAUACUGAAUUUCUUAAUGCAGUGUAGCAUUUUUGUAUAUGUUACAGAAGCAGUAAGGUGGUAAAGUCAUUGUGAAAUGUAAUUUUUAUUUUUGUUGUAAAAACAGCAACAGAUGGUCAGAAGUAAUUUUUUUCUAGUAUAAGUUGGAAAUAAAGAAGUUGGAGGAUUUUUUCCACUAGCUGGGAAGACUGUCCUUUACACCCAUACACUGCAUUUGAAAGAAACUCUUUCAGUGUGAGUCAGCCAUACAACUAAUUGAGCCAGUUAAAACAAGUCACAGUCAGAAUGCUUUCAGCCAUCCCAUAAUACUGCCUUACUCUCUGAUUAUGUGACUUUACAAACUGCAACACAACUGCUAAGUACUGAGACAGUAACAGGUCACCAGAGCAGCAGAGGUUCUGAGAACUGACGUGUUACACAGUUUGGACUCUGAUAGAAACCCCCAACGUUAUGCUCCCUAAAAACGCUGCGUUGCAUUAAAACAGUCCGUCAUCCCCGGCUGACACUUUUAUGUUGCACUGAUCCCGAUUUGUUUAACUAGAUCCCCUCCUUUUGUAGAUAGCUUGUAUAUACACAAUGGUAUAAUAGGUAUUUAUAUUGGUUUAAAUG